UUUAAUCUUUAGUAAUUCAUAAUCUAAUCUUUACCCUAUAUUUCUUAGUCUAACUGAUAAUCUUUACUCGAUCAUAUUUCUUAGUCUCAUUCAAUUAAGUUGAGUAAAAUGAGGUCAACAACAUUAAUGGUGGUGAGAAUCCUACUAUUGAUGUCAUUAACAAUUAUGCCUUCAUCAGCUCAACAACCUGCUCCUUGUUGGGCGAGCAUUGCACCUUGCUUAGAAACUGCUAAAGUUGCAAAUUAUGCAGAGGCCGACGGUAGCGCAGUGCUGUCCAGCUAUAUCAAGCGCUAGGAUCUUCGAGACGGCGUGCUUCUGUUCCGCCAAGGCUGAUAUACUUUCACAACAUGCUCAAGUUUUCUUUGAUAAUGUUUUGGCAUUUUGCGGAAUUCCUGCUACUUUGGAAACAAUAUGUCCUGCUCAACAAGCUGCUCCUUGCUGGGCGAACAUUGCACCUUGCUUGGAAGCUGCUAAAGUUCAAAAUUAUGCAACGGCCGCAGUAGAGAUGUGUUGUCCAGCUAUAUCAAACAUUAUGAUCAACGACUCGUCGUGCUUCUGUCUCGCCAAGACUGAUGUAGUUUCACAGCAUGCUCAACCUAUUUUUAAUGACAUUUUGACAACAUGCAAAAUCACUGGUACUACUUUGGACGCACUAUGCCCUGAUACUCCUUCGUCACCCUCAAGCACAACUCCACCAACCCCCAACACAACUCCAUCAACCCCAGGUACACCUCCAUAAACUACGGGCGGCACACCAACAACGCAGCAAUGGCAUCUACAACUUGAUAUUGUAUAUAAUAUAGUUGUGGACAUAAAUAAAUGACAUUGCAAUUUCCUCAUUCUCGUCAUCAAUCUACGUGUGGAAUACUGGAAUGUAUCCUUGUGGUGAAGUAUAUCUGUUUCCUUUGAGUUUGUUUGGCUUUGUAAUAAAUAGUGAAGCCACGUUCUUCGCUUCUAUUUUUCAAUAAAAUUGUGUUGUUUUUUCUUAUGUUUUU
Messenger RNA from Spinacia oleracea (spinach), 995 nucleotides. RefSeq lists its product as uncharacterized. The record is from RefSeq and is a predicted model, not a curated record. NCBI's taxonomy places the organism in Eukaryota, Viridiplantae, Streptophyta, Magnoliopsida, Caryophyllales, Amaranthaceae. The transcript is spliced from 3 exons. Bases 245 to 739 code for a protein of 164 amino acids.